This is a messenger RNA of Saccoglossus kowalevskii, 1008 nucleotides long. RefSeq names its product alpha-2,8-sialyltransferase 8F-like. NCBI's taxonomy places the organism in Eukaryota, Metazoa, Hemichordata, Enteropneusta, Harrimaniidae. The record is from RefSeq and is a predicted model, not a curated record.
AUGGCUGAUCAUGAACUGAUGACAAUGUGGACGACAAAAUCGGACAGAGAAAGCAGAAGUAUUGAAACAGAUCGACAAUUGGUGUUAUCACGAUUGCAAGAGUUGACUGAAAAGUUAUUGUUACCAUGGAGACGAAAUAUAACUAACAUCAACCGAACGAGGCGUGCGCUCAGUGUUCUGAGAACGAAGACAGAAUUCGUUCUAACAAAAGAAAAUGCGGACAUUGGAAGUCAAGUCAACCUGACCUUGCGAAAGAUGGAGAAGCUCAAGAUGAACAGGAACAUGUACAAGCAUUUGCCGAAGACACUUGAAUUAUCGCAUUACAACACAUGUAGUGUCGUUGGCAACAGUGGUAUACUUCUAGGCAGUGGUUGUGGGAAUGCUAUUGACCAUGCGCAGUUCGUUUUUAGGUGUAACCUAGCCCCAAUUACACCAUAUAUUAAAGAUGCAGGGCGGAAAAGCAGUUUGACAACACUAAAUAAAUCAAUUCUAGAUAAAAGAUAUGGCGGGCUACAUCGGUAUAAUCUAACGAGGUUUGGCCGUGCUCUGAAAGAUUACUCGGGAUACAUUUGGAUACCUCUCCACUCCAAUCUGGAUCGCAUUCCAGUCACGCUGACAGCUGCAUACCUGCUACGAAUUGGAGGACUGCAGGUAUUACUCAUGAACCCAGAUCACUACCUUGGAAUGCAGAACUAUUGGACUUCUCGUGGUAUCACGGGUUAUCUCACAACAGGUUUUUAUAUGACAAUGGUUGCUAUAGAGAUGUGUGACACGGUUGACCUGUACGGAUUCUGGCCUUUCAAUACUACUGGCACUGGGAAUAAUGUCAACUAUCACUAUUACGACGACUUGGUUGGCACAAAAGCUCACAAUUUCUCUGCGGAAUUCUCCAUUUUAAACAAGCUGCACCAUGACGGAAUCAUCAGAAUUAAUAUCAGAAAAUGCCAGAACAGUGCAGCCAACAGUAAUAAUGUCUCAACUGAAAAGUCCACAAUAAAAGUAAAAUAA